AUGCCAUCUUUUUGUUUCUUCGAGCAUCUUUUUACCUAUGAUCGAAGUCCGGUAUAUGUACCACCGGGGGAGCAGAGCAGAUGCCGGGCCCGAGCCUUUUUAGAACCUUCGCGAUCUCUUCCCCUCCCUAUCCUCGCCGGCCCUCCGCCGUUCCGACGCUCCGCCGUCGCGCUCCCCUGGUCGGAGCGCUUUGGGUGCUGAGCCUCGGCGCCGUAGCCGCGCUCGCCUACAGGACGGGGUGCGCUCAGUCCCACCGCCGCUUCUUCCCUUUCCUCAGGUCAAAAUUCAUUAAUCAACCAACUGCAAGAAAUCUUCAUUCUACAGGAAUGGAGGCUGCAUCCACCACAGUACCUGCCAUUGUUGUUUACGUUACUGUUCCAAACAAACAAGCAGGCAAGAAGCUUGCCGAGAGCAUAAUUAAGGAAAAGCUUGCUGCAUGUGUGAAUCAAGUCCCAGGGAUUGAGUCUGUUUAUUGGUGGGACGGUAAGGUUCAAACAGAUUCUGAGGAUUUGCUCAUAAUCAAGACGAGGGAAUCCCUCCUGAGUGCCUUGACAGACCAUGUUAAAGCCAACCAUGAAUAUGAGGUCCCUGAAGUGAUUGCCUUGCCCAUCACUGGUGGCAACCUCAAGUACCUUGAAUGGAUCAAGAACAGUACUAGGGAAAUUUGACAUAAGAAGUUAUGCAAUGCAAAUACGUAGAGAUCUUGAGUGCUGUACGGUUUGGUUGGUGUGACCUAAGUGCAGUACAGUGCAAGUAACGGAGGCUGUCUUAGUUUAUGCUCGAUCCUAUGUGGGGAGUACUUUGGAGGGGUAGGAACUAGAUGUCCUUGAAUGAUCAAUAAAAUGCAAUCCCUUAGUGCACUUCCCAAGUUUCUCAGCUCAAAACUUGCUUAGCAAUAUAUUUGUCAUAUUCAAUAUCAAUAUUGUUUAUGUAUGUAA
Molecule: messenger RNA, 938 nt
Organism: Phoenix dactylifera (date palm)
Lineage: Eukaryota; Viridiplantae; Streptophyta; Magnoliopsida; Arecales; Arecaceae
Product: protein CutA 1, chloroplastic
Biological process (GO): response to metal ion
Molecular function (GO): copper ion binding
Source: RefSeq, a predicted model, not a curated record